Molecule: messenger RNA, 264 nt
Organism: Protopolystoma xenopodis
Lineage: Eukaryota; Metazoa; Platyhelminthes; Monogenea; Polystomatidea; Polystomatidae
Source: the annotation of a GenBank genome assembly
AUGAACUCGCUAUUGUUGAAUGAGGCAAUUAAGUUACGCCAUCUCGAGCAUCAGACUAGUGUGAUCUCCGAACUGCAACAGGUUGCCCUGUCCGAGGCUGGAUCAGCUGAGGACUCGGUCGAGAAGCAACACCGUCUUGAGGAGGAGCUGUCCGAGGCACGAACACGCGAGCUGGAUUUGCAACACUUAAUUGGCGAAUUCGAUGCCCAAAAGGCUCGUUUACUGGCCUCGAAAGAGGAAGCAGAAAAAAGAGUAUGUUUCUGA